UGCAUCUCCUGUAUUGCAGGUUGAUUUUUUAUCACUGAGCCAUCAGGGAAGCCCCUUUAUGUUUCUGAAAGUAUACUUUUGCGGUUCAGUCUGAGACUUCUUCGACAAGCUCUAGGUCUUGAAGACUUUCUCUGUCUUUCUGCGCCAGUUGCUGUGAUCACAUGGCUUUUCUUGCUUAGCCUGUGGAGGGUGGAUCACACUGAUGUUUGAACUCUGAGCAGCCCCAAGUCCCUGAAAUGACCCAAGCGGCUUUGGGGCUUGUUCCUCGUGUGUCUGGAUUUCUGCUUAUAGGAUGAAGACCUGAGUUUCUCAUGCUUUCCUGGAGGGCUUGCUGCUUUCGGGUGCGUGUGGGAAGCUGGGGAGUCAGCCGGAUAGUGAAGGGAUGAGCUGGAGCCUGAGGUCUCGAGUGAGGGCCCAAGACCAGAUGGUCUCACUUGGAGGAGGGGAGGCUGAGGGGGAAGGACAGCAACUCUCUUUGGUGUGUUUCAUUUCCCGUGUCCUCCCCAUCUGUCCUCCCCACUGCCACCUUAAGUGUGGGGGGCCAGCCCCCAGGCCUGGAGCACUGGGCUGGUGGCUGUCGGGGCAGGGGAAAGAGGCGGUUUCCCAGAGGCUGUGCUCCAAGGCCUGGUGGCCUCUUUGUUUGUCCCCUUCGGUGGCAGUCGUGAGUGACAUCAGCCGCUUCCUGAGCGUGUUCCAGGAGCCACACGCGGGCGUCAUCCAGGCUGCCCGGCAGCUGCUGUCAGACGAAAAGGCCCCACUGCGGCAGAAGCUGCUGGCCGACCUGCUGGGCACCGUCAGCGAGAACAUCACGGCCGAGACCAGGGCUGAGGACCCGCCGUGGUUUGAAGGCUUGGAGUCCCGGUUUAGGAGCAAGUCUGGCUAUCUGAGAUACAGCUGCGAGAGCCGGAUCCGGAGCUACUUGAGAGAGGUGACCUCUGGCGCCUCCCUGGUGGGCGCAGAGGCUCGUGAGGAGUACCUGCGGCUCGUGGGCUCCAUGCAGCAGAAGCUCCAGGCCGCCCAGUACAACAGCAGCUACUUCGACCGAGGGGCAAAGGCCGACCGCCGGCUCUGCACCCCCGAAGGCUGGUUCUCCUGCCAGGGUCCUUUUGACGUGGACGACUGUAUCUCCAGACACUCCAUCAACCCCUACAGUAACCGGGAGAGCCGUGUCCUCUUCAGCACCUGGAACCUGGACCACGUGUGGAUUCUUUGUCGUCUGAGCCACCAGGUGUAGAGGUAGGCAUGUGUCUUCAGUUGCUGCCGGAUUCCUGGCUGCCUCUCCGGGUGCCUGUUCACUGCCGCAGUCACUCACGACUCCUCUGAGCCUGCAUGGUGUGAGUGUUUGUAGACUCAGAUCCACAUGGCCUCAGAUAUGCACGGCUGGAUUUAAGCUGAUCUGCUACUCCCAGCCCGUCCUGUUAACCUUGACAUGUCCUUUGGUCUGAGGGCUGUCCCACUGGCCAUGUUAUUGCUCUUAUUCCCAUGGGUUCGAGACGGUCUCAUCUGAGCUGACAGCUGCCAGCUUUGCCUGUGUGGUGAGGCUCAGUCAGAGGCUCUCAGAUAACUGCGUGUUGAUUCCUUGCUGGCAGCUUCCAUACCACCUGCAGCGGUAUGUGGUUGGAUGUAUGGAAGUUGGAUGUGUGUCUGCAUGAGAGGUGGGCUGAGGGGCCUGGUUUUCCACAUGACUGGAGGUUCACAGGGUGCAGAUGGCGCCCUGAGCACAGAAGUUACAAUCCUUACCUCGAGCCUCCUUCCCACCCCCACAUUACAUCUACUUGGCCAGCUGCUCCAGCAGACAGGGAGCCAGGGAGGCCUGGUGCGGGCUCACACAUGGGUACGUCCUCUUUGAAUGCCAUCAUCACCGCUCGAGGAAGCCCAACCCGACCUGCAGGGAGGAUGAAAGACCCUGUGGGGAGAAGGGCCAGCCCCCAGCCAGCCCAGCAGCAGAGCACAGCCCUGAGAGUGGCCCACCCCCAGAACCACUAAGGUGGGGUUGGUAAUUCAUACAGAGGCUUUUCCUUCCUCCUCCCGAAGACCCAGACCCUUGACAGCUUUUCUGUGCCUCCUCUAAUGUCCAGGGUGGGGGUCUCAGCCCUACUUCUCCUGGCUUUUGGGGCCCCUGGGACCCCAGCAGACUGGAACCCUGGUGGGUUGUGGAGUGCAGUGCAGUCCUGUGGUCCAGCCAUGGUUUCUGUGUCUACAGAGGGAGCCACCUUCUUUAUUUUAUUCCCAGAUACUUACUCAUUGUUGCUCAGCAUUUCUGUGUCGUGGGGACAGGGCCCUCUGUGCCAGUUUGGUGGCCCCCAGCCCCCAGCUUUGCGGUUUCUGGUCCUAUCUCUUCAGUGUACAAGCUUCUCCACUGGGUCUAUAAGGUCUUUUGAACUGUUAUUUAUACAUGAAAUUGGGUCACAUAAAGCGAUGUCAUAGUUGUUUUAAAUGGACACACGUGUCUGCAGAUAAGAUUAUAGGAUGAGGUCUGGAAAGGCAGAUGUCAGACCCUUAACAGGGAUUGUCUCUGGGAAGUGAGAUUAAAGGCUGCAGUUGGAAGUGACUGUAGCUUUGUUGUAAGGUUCUAUUUAAAAAAUGUUCAUGUAUCAUCCUGAAAUUUUUUAGUGAAUUUGCACAUAGAUAAAGUGUGAGCUAAGGAAGUCAAGAAUGUUGUUGUUCAUGUGAUGGGACUAUGCUUGACUCUCAUUUUUUCCAGUGUACUUCUCAGUAUUUUAACUAGGCACCAUCUACUUUGUACAACAUGAGAUGGCUGGGUGGCUGGCCCAGUGGGCGGGGGCCAUGUAGAGCGAUGGUGCCCCUGUCAGUCUGUGAAGGGGUGUCCCCAGCGUAUGUCGGUGGCUGCCGGGUGAGCCCGUUCCCAGCGCCCACCCGCCUCCGGCUGUGAUGGUCCGAGGGUGGCUCCUCUGCAGAGCUUCACCCUCCCCACCUGUCUCUCGGGAAGCAGCCAAAUCUUGUUUGAUGGCUCAGCCGAGUAGACACGUUGUCCACCCAUCUCUGUGGUUUAGCAGAAGAUGAGGCGCUCACUAAAUGGGGGCAGGUGGCGGGGGCAUCGUGACGACAGAAGACGACGUCCCUAAACUUGCUUUACAGAAUAGAAAAGAAGCGUGCGGUUGUGCCCGCGCUGGCUGCGGCCGUCCACGACGCAGAGGGGAGAGAGGUGGACUGGGAGUACUUCUACCGC
Odocoileus virginianus texanus is the source of this 3190-nucleotide messenger RNA. It is a transcript of the gene DFFB, whose product is annotated as DNA fragmentation factor subunit beta. Gene Ontology annotation, molecular function: DNA endonuclease activity. Lineage: Eukaryota; Metazoa; Chordata; Mammalia; Artiodactyla; Cervidae. The record is from RefSeq and is a predicted model, not a curated record. Gene Ontology annotation, cellular component: nucleus; cytoplasm. Gene Ontology annotation, biological process: apoptotic DNA fragmentation; apoptotic process.